Cryptotermes secundus is the source of this 19637-nucleotide messenger RNA. RefSeq lists its product as uncharacterized. The record is from RefSeq and is a predicted model, not a curated record. NCBI's taxonomy places the organism in Eukaryota, Metazoa, Arthropoda, Insecta, Blattodea, Kalotermitidae. Gene Ontology annotation, molecular function: lipid carrier activity. Gene Ontology annotation, biological process: lipid transport. Bases 92 to 18700 code for a protein of 6202 amino acids. The transcript is spliced from 29 exons.
GUUUAGUAUUUGAUACAAAUAAUCGUUAGUGUGAUGUAUGUGUGUGCUUUGUGUUAGUCGAUCCACUAUUUGUGCUGGCUAGAUCCGAAACAUGAAUUGUGGUGUGCCAGUGGCGGUGCUUUUGGCUGUCACUGUAUCCUUAGUAGUAUCAGAUCCUGUACAUCACAGAACUGAAGGAAGGUAUCAGUGUGCUGGGUAUUGCAGAGGUGGAAACAAAUUCAGAUAUGUACCAGGAACAACAUAUGUAUAUGACUACACAGCGAGUACCUUAACAUCUAUUCGAGGGGCCACGAAGGAAAAGUCACAGCUCCAUCUUUCAGCCACUGCAAAUUUUCACAUAUUGUCUGAAUGUGACUUUGUCCUACAGUUGGAAAAUGUGCAAUUGGCAGACUCUGAGCUCAAAACUGGGGACAUUCGCAGUGUUACAAGAUCAGCACAGUUUGCUGCUCUACUACAGAAAAACUCCCUUCACUUCUCAUUUCAAGAUGGGACAGUGGAUGAACUGUGUCCAGGUGAUGACCCAGCAUGGGUUCUCAAUAUCAAGCGGGGUAUCCUAUCGGCAUUCCAGAACACCAUGCAUGAUCUCUCUUCUGCUAGGGAGAGGCAUUAUGAGUCAGACAUUGCUGGCAUCUGUGAAACCAGAUAUGAUGUGAUCCUAGAGGAGGAUGAAUUGAACAAACCUCGCCUUGUUGUUGGGAAAAUGAAGAAUCUUUUGGCAUGUUCACAUCGUGUGGAUCAUUUUCUGUCUGUGCAGUCUACACCGUAUAUGCCAUCAUCUGCUCAGUCAUUGCCCCUUAUCAAGAGUCAACAGCGAGGGAGUCAAGUUAUUGGAGAUGGUAUACUUCAGAAAGCAGCUAAUAAUGAGAUUCAUACCUUUCGUCCAUUUUCUAAGCAUGAUGGUGGUGCAGUCACUAUGGUGAAUCAGAUUUUGAAUUACAAGACUUCACACAAUGGAGAGAUACCACAAAGAGUUGGUACAGCAUCCAAACGACGUACUACGUUAUUGUAUGAACAUGCAGAUACAACAAAUUAUAUUACGGAUCAAGAAUAUACCGUGAUAGAACUACUCAAGGAGCUAGUUAGGAAAACUCAUCUUGGAGUUGAGAGUGAUGUUCCCUCUAUGUUCUCACGUUUAGUAGUAGCUCUCACAUCUAUGAACUACACUGAACUCGAAAAGGUGUUCAGCCAUGCCACUGAUGAACAAAUGAGGAAGUUCCUUCUGGAUGCAAUGCCACUCAUUAGAACAGCUGAUGGAGUUGAAAUGAUGAUUCAGCUUUUCAAGUCUGGUGAAAUAACUGUUGCUCAGAUAGAUUCUUGGCUCACUUCGAUUGCAUUCCAAAGGAAGCCCACACUUGAUAUGAUGUCAUCAGUUUUGCCUUUGUUGGAUGGAAGUCCAAGUGCUAAUGCUCUGUUGGGCAUCUCUGCACUAGUCCACAACUACUGUCAGCAAAAUGAGAACUGUAUAGAGAUGGAUGAAGUAAAAGAGAUCAUGAGGAAAUUUGAGGGUCUUCUGGGAUCUGAUUGCCAGUCUACUGAUCAUGUUAAACAGCAGCUAAUUAUACUUGCCUUGAAGGCCAUUGGUAAUGCAGGUGUAUUUAUUGACUCAAGUGACACCAUCAGAAAAUGUAGUCAGGCAGUGAAUCCUAUUGAAGUACGCCUGGCUGCCAUUUCUGCAUAUCGUCGAUUGCCGUGCACUGAGAACACUCGUUUACAUUUUCUGGACUUGUACACCAACAAACAUGAGGACACAGAGUUGAGAAUUGCAGCAUAUCUGGCAAUCAUGCAGUGCCCAUCCUCUCAUACAAUACAGAGUAUCAAAGAUACUCUGUACAGCGAAGAAGUCAACCAAGUGGCUUCAUUUGUAUGGACUCAUCUCACCAACCUGCAGGAAACAUCGAGCCACUGGAAACAGCAUAUUAGGGCACUGGUAUCAAGUGACUUUCUACAGAACAAAUUCAGUACUGAUGCCAGGAAGUUCUCACGAAACUAUGAGGGCUCUUUCUUCUCUGAGUCCUUGAAUGCAGGUGCUGCUGCCGAGAGUAACGUUGUCUUCACCCCACAGUCCUAUCUUCCCCGUUCUGCAACUUUAAAUCUCACGCUGGACUUGUUUGGGGAAUCUGUUAACAUUUUGGAACUUGGAGCACGUGCAGAAGGUUUCGAAAAUAUUGUGGAAAAUUUGUUUGGACCAGCAGGUUACUUGCCAGAUAAUGCUAUGAACAAGAUGCUGAAAAAUCUCAAAGAUAAACAUGAAUUAGAUAAUGUAGAAAAUAGAAUCAGUCAGAUAGCUGACCAAUUCAAUAGGAAGGGAAAGUUGGCAAAAGAGCCCUCGGCAUCUGUGUACACACGUGUGUUUGGGAAUGAGCUGCACUAUACACAGCUGCAUGGACUGAAGGAGUUGAUAGAUGGAAUAAGUGGUGCAACUUCCUUUGAUCUUGUUAAGAAAAUUAUGCAGGAAAGAGAUGUUGAUUUCACCAAGUCUUUAGUACUGAUUGAUGGGUCAUAUAUGAUCCCUACCUGCAUUGGUUUCCCCUUGAACUUGGCUCUUAAUGGUAGUGCUACUGUGGGCUUCAAGCUAAAUGGUCAUGCAAAUAUAAAGGACAUGUUCUCACUCAAUUCAGUGGACAUAGAAGGUAGUGUGAUGCCUAGUGCUGCCGUUGAAUUCGCAGGAACCAUGGCUGUGGAUGCAACUAUAACUAAAGCUGGUAUCAGACUUGUCAGCACAUUGCACACAAAUAUGUACAUGUCUGGGAAGGUAAAAAUUCAAGGUGGAGAUUUGGUGGACUUGCAACUAAAUGUUCCUCAUAAUAAAACUGAGUUACUGAAUGUUGCAUCACAGCUAUUUGUGCUGCAUCAUGACAAGAUGGUUGAAAGCAAAGGCAUUGAAGACAAUAUGGAAAAUUAUACAUUAUGCUCUACAGAUUUUAUGAGUUCCCUGAUUGGAAUGAAGCCAUGCAUGGAAUUGACUUACAUCAACUCUUCUCUUCACCCCUCAGCACCGUACUUUCCUCUCACCGGGCCUUUCAGAUUCCACUUAGAUAUUACUAAGACUGAUACUUUUAAUGCAUAUGAACUGAUCUUUAAACGUCAAGCAAGCAAGAGUGAGACCUCUGUGAUCUUCAAUUUUGACACUCCCGGUUCUAAAGUUGAUCGUAAGCUGAGUGCUCAGUAUGUGUUAGACAGGACAAAUUCUGCUGCUAAAGCAAGCAUUGUGACACCCUUCAUUAAGGUCACUGCAAGCGGAAAAGUGGAGAACUCUGAUGCCAUAAACUCAUUAGAUGCAACUAUAACACUUAAUAAUCAAGAACUGGUUAUGACAAGAGUAGGUUAUAAAAGGAUUAGAACUGGACAUAUUGGUCGUUAUGAACCCUUCUUUGAGUUGUCAUUUAGGAAUCGACUGAUAGCAGAUAUCACUGGAAAAGUGAACUAUGUUGAAGGUUUCAAGUACAAUGCUGAUCUUGCAAUAAAGGGUCUGUCAAAGGAACCAAUUACAGUUUCAGGUAAUAUUAACAUGAAUGAGGACAAAUAUAACCUGAUGGGUAACAUAAUGUCAAAGGCCUUGACCAGUACCUUCCAUGGAAGUUUGCACUUUACCAAGAAUUAUCUGAGUACUAAAGCAACUGUACAGUAUAAGACUGGAGAAACCCAACCACAUAAGUUGGCCUUUUCUGCUAAGUUUCAGGAUAACUCCAAAGGAAAACUACUCAGAGAGGGUGUUUACAUCACGUUACAGAUGUCGCAGUUCCCACACUAUGAUGUUGACGCAUUUUGGGAAAUGCAACGCAGUAACCAUUACUUUGAAAGCACUUGCAAAGUGGCUCUUGGGAAUACUGUAUGGCAGACUCAGCAGCUUUACCGCUACCAUUCAACUGAAGACAAUUUUGAUUUGGCUCUACUGUGCACAUUGACAUGCCCCAGAUUGGGUGUUGACUAUGGAGUGGAUGUCCAAUACCAGGUAACUAAUGCAACUAUUUCAAGCCAUUUCAAGACAACAAUUACUCCUCAAUAUAAACUGUUGGCUCUCUUGAAUUAUUUGCGGAAAUUGGAGGGUGAGAAGCAUCAACAUGAACUGGAUAUUGAACUGAAUAGCCCAUGGUACAAAACUGGAAUGCAUGGCACAGUGACUGAAUCAACACCUAGCCGAUAUGAGAUUCAGGUGUCAGGUUGGUGGGUGACACAAACUGAUGUCCAUGGAGUGAAUAUCAGUGGUUUCUAUUUGGAUGGCAGCAAUAAGGUGAAGAUGGAUCAUCAGCUAGACAUAUCACUGACUGGAGGACUGAAUGGAAAGCUUGUUGCUAGCCUUACAUCAUCCAAUAAUGUGAAAAAACACUGGAUACAGCUGGAUGCAUAUAAUAAAACAUACUUGGCAAAUGUGACAUAUGUAAAGGACCUCUUUCAUUUCAUGGAAGGUACAGUGCAACUUGCUGAUUCAGUAUAUGGUGGCAGCCUGGUUCUUCUGAACACUUCAGUUGAGAAAGGGUUUGCUGUUGACCUAAAGCUACGAAAACGGCUCAGCCUGGCAACAAAGAUUACCUGUGAUAAUGAGAAGCAUGGGCUACAGUUUGAGUUGUUCUGGGACAAAGAUGCAAACCCAAAUAAGAAGAUCUCAUUGAUGGCUGAAGCAGUGGGAAACAAGAAGGAAAUUCAGCUAGAGAUUCCAGGCCGCUACCUUAAGGGCGAAGUUGUCACAGUAGCCAGUGGAGUAACAGGAUUUCUGGAAUGGGAAGAAAACCACAAGAUCUCUGUUCAACUGGAGUGGAAUUUAGACGAAGGAAAUGCCGAUAUCACAGCAAAACUCCAUACUCCCUUUCCUAGAAUGAGGUUCCUGAGUCUCUUUGGCACCUACAGCCUGCUUCAGAAUGAAGGAGUCUUAGUGGUAGAAACCUCCUGGCAGGAAGAGAAGCUUUACCUUACAGUAAAUAUGAAGAAGAUAAAUACUGUUUCAAACUUCUGGGGAUGGACAAUGGGUGCUCAUCUAUGGAGCACUGUACCUGCAAUUGCUAACAUUUCUUUUGACCUUGACUUCAGGUCACGUACUGAUGAACAGCUGACUAUCAAAACCCUUGCUGUUCUCAACUACAAUACGAAAGAAUCAGCUCUUGAAGCAAACUGGAAAUCUGACAAAUCAAGUUUAUUUGGAGAUAUACAGCUUCAUAGUCAUAUUCAGCAUUUGGAAUUUGUGAAAUACACAUUGAAAUUUAUAGAGAGUUCAGUGGAAACUAGUGGCAGCUUGGAGAUGAACUGGGCAUCACAAAAUAAAAUAUUUGCUGAAUUUUUCUUCAAAAAAGUUGAUGGUGCUGCUGGAACUUUUCGGAUUACCACCCCAUUCACUGGUUAUAAAAUUACUGCUGCUGAAUAUAAUUUUACGAAUUUCCAAGAUGACAAUGGCAUAACUCAUUUGAGAAUGAAAGCCGAUGCACUUUUCAAAGAGUAUCUGGCUAUGAUUGAUAUUUCAGGAUCAAAAUCUAACUCUUCUCUUGGUGGUAUAUUGCAGCUAAAGACACCAUUCACAGAAGAAGUGAAGAUAGAUGUACUCCAUCAGAUUGAAAAUGGAAAGCUUAAUGAGAAGCUCUUAGUAAGUCUGGCAGAAGAGGACCUUUUAUUUUUGUAUUUGGUGGGUGAAGUCUGUUCAUUUUCAAAUGUUCAGCUGUCUGCAGGGUUACAAAUGCCAAAUCAGAAUAUGAAUAUAAGAGUAGAAACUUAUCUGUCACCAGGAAGCUUAGAAUUUAACUGUAGAGGGGAGUGGAAUACUAAAAGCAUAAGUACUGUAGCUGUUGGUAGAUACGAAAACACUGAUGACAUUCUGUCUAUACAUCUUGAUAUGACUGCAGACAGUUCACUUCUUUCACAAAAUGUAAAGUUAGCAUUUCAUCAUGCAAGUUCACAGGGGACGUUUCAAACCACUCUUCACUUACCGGGAGACAUAAUACUUACCAAUGUUUUCAUUAUUCAUGAUUCACUGAACUGGAAGAACAAAUUAGACUUUAAGUCACCAAGCAAGACAGGUUUCAUUGAAAAUAAGCAAAGUUUUGUGGAUGGUGUAAGAUUAGAACAUGAAAUGAUAGCUAACCUUAAUGGUCAACAGGCAACUGGAUUAGUUACUUUUAUCAAAGAUCCUCAGUCAUUUGUAAUCAGGGAAGCUAAAGCUGUUCUUAAUGUACCUUGGACAGAUCCCAUCAUAAUCCUGUAUUUGUUUCCAAAUGAUGAAUUUCACAUUAGACCAAGCCUUGUUUUUCAGUUCAGACACACCAAAGAGAUAAGGAUUGAGAUAGAUCUUGAGUAUCAAUUGUUGCACAGCAGAUUACAAAUGGAGAUAACCUCAGCAUUCUACAAGCCCAUUCUUGUAAAUGCUUCAUACAGUAUUGCAAAACAGAAAUUAACAGGGCAGAUACUGACACAGUGGGACAAUAAGAAAAUACACAUAGAAUCUAAUUUAAAUUUUGAAUUUGACAUGAUGAAAACAUCAGGGGACUUUUUCGUUAGACAUUCUGAUAUGGAUACUGACGCUGCCAAUGGAAGUUUUGAUUAUAACAUGACUGGUCCCGAGAUAACAGCUCAUGCCCUUGGAACAUAUAGAAACCAAAAAUUAGGUUUUGGAUUAUCCUUGCUGUUGGGAAGGAAUGUAUACAAAGGUUCCAUUACUGUGCAGACACCUUUCCAGAACUGGGAAAAUUUAUCAUUUUCUUGCCACAUAAAUAUCUCAAAACCAGUUCACUUGGCAGUUAUAACUUUGUCAAGAAACCAUGAAGAUAUCACGGUGUCUGGUUUGAUUAGGUCAGAUAUUUAUUCCUCAAAAUUUAAUGUUGCCAUGACAAGUCACAUCCUUGGCUUUCACAGUACCUCUGUUUAUGGCGCCUACAGUGCCCCAAAUUCAAGUGACCAUUCUAUUGAGCUGGCUUAUGAUAAUAAUGACAAAAGAAUUGAAAUUCUUGCUAAACUGCAGGUUGAUAAUGAUUCAUUCUUAAAUGCAAUUAUGGCAGAAGGCAGUUUGAAGACUCCAUUUAAGGGAUAUGAGACAAUGUUAGCUCAUUAUUCCUACAAUACAAAAGGAAAUGAGAAGAAACUAGAUCUUCAGCUAGUUAAAAGUUCCUGGAAGUUUGUUAUAGAGAGUGAAUGCUCAUUUGGUUCUGGAAUAGUUAAUGGCAAGGUUAAAGUAGAACUGCCAUUUGAAGAAUUGAAAGAAAUGUCAUUUUCCCUGAGAUAUGGUUAUACACCCAGCACUCUUGAGAGGACUGUCAACAUAGCUGUAUCACGUAACCUGGAUGUAGUCGAAAUGGCAGGAGCAUUACUUAUCAAUAAGGAUGGGUCUCUGAUGGCAGAUGCAAUGCUUAAGUCUCCUGUCAGUGGAUAUAAGCAGGUGAAGUUUAAUGUAGCUGUUUCUGCAUCCAAAGAGAAAAAGAAGAGUGUAACAGUCACAUUCUCAAGAGAUCAAGAGGACUAUAUGAUAUCUGGGACAUUCACUUUUAAUACUGAAGCAAGACUUGUGAUAAUAACACCUCUGAAAGGUUAUGAAAAUAUUGAGGCCAGAAUUGGUUACAUUAGACAUGAUGAAGACCAUCUAAACUCUACGAUUAAUGAAAGGUUAUAUGGUUAUUUGGAUAUGGCCACUGGCAAGAGUGAAUUAAAUAUCGAUUUGAAUUUAAAAGAAAUGAACAGCAUCAUUUCAGCCAAUAUCAUAUCACCAUUAUUGAUGGUACCACAUAUUGAGAUUAAGGGAGAGUAUGAUCUGAGGAUGUUUCCUGGUUCAGUAAGUUUUAUAGUAAACAAAGAUGCAAUUAAAGUUGUUAGUAUUCAGAUAAUAUUGGAAAGAAACAGAUUCAUGGGUGAAAUAAUCACUCCCAUUGAAAAAUACACAGAUAUAAACUUAUUUGCGUCAUUCAGAAACGAGGAAGAAAAGAAACAUAUGAAUUUCAAGAUGAAGCUUGGUGAACAUUCAUUCCAGUUACUAAGUACCACUGUAUUUGGUGCAUUUAAUUCCAAAAUUUUGGCAGAAGUUGUUACAACUGUGCCAGGCAUAGAUCGAAUCACUUUACAUGGUCAGUAUGACCUGUUACAUGAUGAAAAAACUGCAGAACUGGUCAUUACUCUGGAUCCAAGCAACACAUAUGAAUUAUUCAUAUCUGGAACAGCUGAUUCCAAGAUUGGGCAAUUUAAGGUUCAGGUAUAUACUCCAGUAUCAGAAUUUGAGUCUGUGUUCCUUGCUGCAAAGUAUGACUUAACUAAGGAUUGUUAUAUGAAUAUCCUAGUGGAAAAGAAUGAUAUAAAAAAUUAUUUUGGAGGCCAUGUUGCCUUUACUGAUGAUGGCACUCUCAUAAGAAUUGAAACACCUUUCAAACAUGCUGAAGAUAUUUCAUUUCAUUAUACAUAUCAUGCUGGAAACAAUGAAAGAUCUGAAAAUUUAAUAGUUGUGAGGAAUGGACAUUUGACAAUACUGGAGUCAUCUUUUAAGUAUGAAAAUAAUGUUGCAGUUAUUAAUUUAACUACUCAAUUGGAGACAGUGUAUGGGUUUCUUAUUACUCUUGACUUUAACGGAAUGCCAGUGGAAGGAAAAGAAUAUGCACUGUCUAUAUCUGUACUCAAAAACUCACAGCCUCUUCUGAAAGCAUCCUCACAUAUACUUAUUGACUGCAGCAAGGAAAUUUAUGCCAAGUUUGAACUUAAUACACCUCUUCUACCAAACAAUUUCGAACAUCUCAGCUUUAAUUUGUGUUUUACCCCAGUAUUCCCUCCACCUAAGAUACUAAUGACAGUCUUGAAAAAUGAAAUACCUAUUCUUGACUUGAGAAGUGACUUUGGUCAAAAACUCUCUGGCUUUACCUAUGAUCUUAAAUUUAUGAGUGGACAUGUGCAACGACUCCUAUCAAUUGACUUUUCUCCAGGAGAAAAAAAUGUCAAAUUUAAUAUUGAUUCCAUAGCAGACACCCCUGAGCAGUACAUCGGUGAUUUAAGAUUUAAUAAAGCUACUGGUACUUUGAGUGCAAUUUUCACAUCACCAAUUGUAGGAUUCGAUAAGUUCUCUUUCCAGUGGAAACAAGGGCAUGAUUCUAUAGAUACUGAAAUUAUCACACCAUUUAAAGGAUAUGAAAAUCUUUCAUUGGCUGCCCAUUUUAAAGUUAAACAUAUAAGGAAGUCCGCUAUGCUUUUUAUUAGCAAGAAUGAUGAUACAAUUGGAUUCAGUAUGAGCACGGAUCAUGCAGAUGGUAGUGAUGAACUGGCAUUGUAUGCUGUCACUCCUUUCACAGUGUUAAAGAAAUUUGAUGUUCAGACUCAGUACAUUAAAUCUGAAACAAAGAAGAUAGUAAGGUUGAAUGUCACUGUCAGUAAUCAACAUUUCAAAAUUGGUGGAGAAUUAUUGUCCAAAGAGAACAUAUUACAAGCAAAGUUAGAUAUAUCUAGUUCCUUGCAGGAUUUAGAACAGAUAAAUUCUAACUUUUUCUAUGAUAUAACUGAGUCAUUGACCUUUGGAGGAAAGCUGGAUAUAGGGGACAUAUCUACAAACAUUUCAGGUACCAUUGAUUUUGAUUUCCUACAGGGAGAGCUGUUAGGAUCUUUGAACAGACAUGGUCAGUUAAAAGAACGCAGGUUCAUGUGGAGCCUGGAAAAUACUCACUUGAUGAAGACAGCUAAAAUUGCAGUCAAUCUUGGUUAUGAAUUAAAUUUUGUCAUUGAUGCUAUUCUAAACAUUAGUAAUCUGAAAAAUGUUAAGGCUCAAGUAUCAUUCAUCAAACCAGUGCAUAUACAUCAAUUGUACCCAUACACUUCCACAUACAAGUUACAGUGGAAUAUCAGAAAUGUGAUGGCAUUUGAUGGUGGUCUCUUUAUAAUGCUGAAUAAUGUACCUUACUGCAAUCUGAAUUUAAAUGUGGACUUGGAUAAUGCUACAGAGGUUAAAAUUUUAAAUGCUCAUUAUUUAGGCUUUUCUUAUAAUUAUAGAAUUCACCUUACAUACCAGUUAAUGAAUAAUAACAGUAUAGAAUUAUUAUCUAAAAUAAAUUUAGGUGGGACAGAGUUAAUUAUCUCAUUAAAUUUUAUGCUGAAUAACACUAAAUUUAUUACACGAUGUGGUGAAUUCCAUUUUUCUCUUGGCUAUAACCUAACUACAAAACGCAAAAUACUAGAUAUUGAAUACCAAAUCAGUCAGAAUAUAUAUCGCCUAAGUUCAAAUUUGACAUUUCAUAAACCUUAUCUACCAGUAGUAUCCAUUACUCUAAAUACUCCUGUCAGACACUAUUCUUUUCUUCAUCUAAGUAACCAAUACAUCAUGAAUACAACACACAAGGGGUUUAAAAUACUGUUACAGAAAGAGGAGAGAAAUGGUGAAAUCUCGUUAUCUAUGUGGAAAAACAGAAAUAAUAUUGGUUUAAAAGGUAACAUGUCUCUGCCAUUCAAAGAUCUCAAGACCUGGUAUGGCAUAGGUAACCUUGACAUGACAUCUGGACUUGAAGGCAAUGUGAACUGCUCAUGGGAUUCUACAAAACAUUUAGCACUUAAUUUCAGAUAUGCACCUGACUCUUUGAAAGCUAAUAUUAACACCCCCUUCACUGGCUUAGAGAAUAUAAAUGCUGAAUUCCUCUUGAACAGAAAAGAUAUUAUGGAAAUACUUAUUUCUGUAAACUGGGGAGAUAAGAAGAUAUUUCUCAAUGGAAGUGGUGGUCUUGAUAAUGGAAAUAAACCUGAGUUUAUAAUAUUUUUUCUUUCACCAUGGGCAGAUCCAUUUACUCUCUCAGGUAAAUAUGAAAAUAGGGUAAACCCUGUAGUUACAAUUCUUUUGCAAAGGGGAAGUGAAUUAGCAAGACUGGAAGGACAAAUAGAAUAUUCUAUAACAGACUUAAAAUUUGUUAUGAAGUUUUCUUCUGAGCUUAAUGGUCAUAAAAUGACUAUAAAAACUGGUUAUGAUUUUGAGUAUCAAACUAAAAAGAUAUAUUUUGAAGCCAGAUUUGUUUCCCUGAGUUUUAUCAUCAAUGGAGCUUUAAACUCAGAAGGAAUGGAUGGAAGAUUAUAUGUCAAAACACCAUUCAGCUUCUUCCAAGAAAUUGCUGCUGAUGGAAUCCUUACUAUUGGUCAGUCAGCCACAUUUAAGUUGAGAUGGAAUGACAAACUGUACAUCUUGAAUGGCGAAUAUGAACACACACAUGGGCAUCUUGGAUGUAAAUUUACUCUACUGAGCCCAUAUGUACGAGUUGAAAAUAUUAAAUUUGACAUCAAAUAUGAUUAUGAAUCAGCUUACCUCAAACUGGAAAUUCCAAUUGAAGCAUUGUACUUGGAUUGUUCUUAUCAUUUUCAGACAUAUGUAUAUUCUGUUGGAGCUACCUUGAAAGUUCCUUCUGUCACGCUGUUGAAACGUUUGUCCUUUGCUGCCACUUUAGACACUGCAAAUCUCACUGCUUCAGCUAUAGGACAGUGGAGUGCAAGCCAGAUAGUGAAUAUUUCUGCCAGUCUUUUGCCAAGCAAUCAGUUUAUUAAAGUAGAGACGCCAUUUGAAGGUUUUGAGAAGAUACUAAUAUUAGGUUCACUGAAGAAUGAAAGCACACAUCUUGCAUUUGCAGGGAAGCUGGAAGUCGGUAAUGAUAACAGUAUUCAUGUACAUCACAUUAUUGGAUAUGGAUUUAUGCAGCAUUCCAUAACCAUUAACAUGCCAGUACUUGAUAAAAUGAAUUUCAAUGUAAUCCUGCAAUUUGAUGACCCUAGGAACAUGUCUACAAAACUUACAUUUGGGCCUACAACCACAGAAAGUACCUUCAGUGCUGAAGGCAUGUUGGAUUUAAAGGACAUGUUUGGUCAAUUUAAUGUCCAUCACCCAUUCAUGGAGGGUAAUUUGGUUUGUAAAACGUUGUGGGAUGUGAAAGCCAAUCUCCAAAUUAAAACCAGUACCAUAUUGAAGGUGAAAGGCUCAUACACUCUUUCUAGAAAUGAUAUCAUUGUGAAGUGGAAUACACAGACAUCUCACUCACAGUCCUUCACAGCCCUGGGAGGCUCCUAUGAAUAUGAUCAUAAAUCUGAAUUGAAAACUAAGUUAUUCUUCAAUGAGGACAUAAUCACAAGUUAUUACAAAAUCAAUAGUACAUCAAUGACUGUGAAUUUUAAACUUAAUAGUCCGGCACUACUCAAAAUUAAAGACUUUAGUUUGGAUAUUGAAGGUUCACAUAGUCCCAAUCUACAUGGUUCAUUUUCAUAUAAAUACAAUACACAGUCUGUCUUUGUAACUGUUAUCUUGAGCAAAACACAAGAGACUGUAACUGCACAAGGAAUUGCCCAUGUGCAACCACUGUUAGGUCCUGUACAUCAUAUGGUCCAAAUUGCCUACAAUGUGAAGGAUCCACAAAACUUUUUUCAGUGUAAAUAUGAAGGUAAUAUAAUUCAUAAAGCUCUUAUGUCUUACAAGAAUGAUGAUCGUGUCUUUAAAGUGACACUGGAUGUCAACAGUGAGAUUCUUGGCACUCAUAAAAUCUUGAUGUUGUUGGAAAAGAACGGGCAGUUUGUGCAACUUGAAAUAAUGAACAUGUUCAGUGUUAGUUUGAAAGCAAAGCAAAAUGAGGGACAUCUGAUAGUUAGAGCUUCUGGUAUGGAACAUGAAGCUUUUUAUCAGCUUACAUAUGAAAAUGGUUUUCAUGGAAGUCUUACUUUAGUGUCCCCACUAAUCUCAAAUGGAAAAAUUAAUGUGACUGCUGCAGCCAAAUGUGAUAUUGAGAACAUAUUUGCAGAUCUAAAGUAUGUCGCUGGGAUGAAAAGUUAUCAUGUUACAUUUGAAAUUAACAGUACUGAGGAAAGGACAUCAGUCAAAGUAGAGGUCAUUUCUUUACUCAAGACCAUCCUGAGCCUCAAUGCUUAUAUUGUGGUAAACAGAUAUGACAUUCAGGCUGAAACAUUGUUCGAGUUCUUUGAAACUGUAAGCAGUGCUAUGCUGAGGCAUAGACGGGCACUGCCACUGAACACUGAGCUAAAUAUAAUGAGCCCAUAUUUUCCAAAGAAGGUGGUUAAGUUUGUUCUGAAUACAGAGAAUAAUUCUAUAACUUUAUAUGGUGGCCAUGGUGAUAAGUCAUAUGGAGAAUAUAUCAUGCUGGAGGGAACCAUAAAUCACAAUGAUUGUAUGGCAUAUUUAAAUUUUAUAGCACCAAAACUGCCUCUUGCUCAGUAUAUAAAUAUAAGUGGAAUCUUCAGACCAAGUGCUGGAGGAAAGUAUGACUUGGAGUUUUCUACUCAGUUCUCAUCAGAAAUAUUGAUAACAGAAUUUUCUGCAAAGUUCCACAUUUCUUCUGCUGGACUUGAUACAGCUAUCAAAUUUGUACCCCCAUGGGAAGACAUGGAGAACUAUGGAGCUAAGAUUUUGAUACCAUUCAGUCUUAGCAACAACAUGAAACCUUGCAUUGCCCUACAUCUUGGGAAGAACAACACAUAUGCGCUGCAUGGAAAAUUUGUCUAUCUGAAAGAUAUCCAGGAAAUAGGAUUUGGAGCUCAAUACAAACUCAGAAAAUUGGGUGCAUCUUUGAAAACUGAAAAUGCUCCUAUUCCUGGUAUCCAAUUUGAAAUAGAUAUUCCAUUAGGUGACAACGUUGGCCAUUAUGGUGUGAAUGUGAAGAACCAGAAGGGUAAAAAUCUGUUAGGCAUUGCAAGUGCAUUGAACUACACUCACAUUGGUGUUGAAUGGGAUAGCAACCUAAUUGAGCUCAGAUACACUCUAUCUGAUAUUAGUAUUGAUGCAGAAGAGCGUCUUGAUAUCAAUACAAGUCUGAAAUGUACUCUUCUUUUAGAACUCACAACUCCAUUUUCUGGAUAUGAACAAAAUGGGCUGAAAAUGUAUGUUAAUAUGUCAUCCUCAUAUAACCUGAUUGUCAUCUCUAUUAACUAUCCAGGAAGUUCUAAACCUUUUGGAUUUGAACUGAAUUAUCAGCUAAAAGCUUAUAAUGAUGUGAGUCUUGUCAGUCAGCUUCAUAUUCCUUUUAUACCUGCUCUGGAAGAUGUCGCCUUGAUGCUCAGUAAUAAAUUUGAAGAGAAAGAUGGAAGAUUCAGGAGUGUUUUAGGAGGCCACUGGAAUAAAGAAGAGCUGGCUAUCACUUUAGAAGGAAAUUUAAAAGAAGAAAUUGUUUUCAAAGGUACAAUGACACUAAAACUGAUUGGGCAGACAUUUACACUGGAGGCUAACUAUGGGACUUCAAAAAGAGAUACGCUUGGACUAUUUGUCAUGAGAGUGCAGCUUACUUCUCCACUCACAGUUCUAAAAAAUGCUGAGGUUUAUGUGGAAAUCAAUGUAAUGAGAUCUGUUCUUGCAAGCAUUACUUACAAUUCUAAGGAACUCCUUGGCUUCCAUAUUUACAGUGAUGAGGUCUUGCAUUUUGGAGCUGAAAUAAGGAACCAGUGGAGAUCAGCUUAUUUUGUGUGUUCUUAUGAUACUAGCAAAGAUAUCAUAAUACAAGCAGAAUUAGCUUGGGAUAUGAAUCAGUUGAGCAGAUCACAGUUUGUUGUUGUUUUUGCAAUGACAUAUGGUCCUGAUGACAGACAAGAAAUGUCAGUCAUUUUAAAGCUUCCAUCACGUGUUUUGAAGUUCAAUUUUACUCAGCAGUUAUCACCAGUACACACUGAGUAUGCAGGUAGUCUUUCAUGGACAAAACACAAUAUUAUUGGUUUCAAAACUCUUCUACAUAUAAAUGCUUCUUCUGAUGUUGUUGCUCUUUUGACUAUGGGUCGCAUAGAUCUUCCUCACAGGUCAUUUGAACUAGGGAGCUAUGCAAGUGCAAGGUUGGAUCAUGAUACUGUGAUAUAUGCAGACAUAAGAACAGAAUUUCUGUGGGAUGCUCUUGAAGACAGGAAUAAGAAAAUUGGUAUUGCACUUAGGCAUUACUCAUCAAUUCUGGAAAUUGUAUUGCAGCAUGUAGCCAUGAGGAAUGAUUUGGUGGUUCGCAUUGAAAAGCAUGGCAGACUAUCAUACAAUCAUUUGCCUUUUGCUGUGAAGAUUGAAGUUGAAUAUUCUACCCUACCUGAGAAUUUGAUCACAAUGGAAGCACAUGUGCAGUAUCUCACAAAUACAGCUGUAGGAUUAAAUAUGGGAUUUUCAUUACAUCAUGUAGCCACAUCCAUAGACUUUAAAAUUGGUGCAGAAAUAGCACAAACUUUGAAGGAAAACAUUGGUAGGAUGUCUGCAGAGUACUUGAAUUCAUACACAGGACAGAAACACAUUAUAGAAUUUAUGGGGAAAAUGAGCUUACUACAUCCUGAAAUGAAGAUUUCAGUGAGAACAGCAGAGAAUCGGCUUGAGGUUCAUGGUCUGCUACAGACUGACAACAGUGGUCACUAUGCUGCAUUGGUUGAUUUUAUCAUGAACCAAAAGGAACCCCUGCAUAUGAGAGCCAACAUUUUUUUGGCAGAACCAAGGGCGGAAUUGGAGGCACGCUACGGAGACCAUUGUAGUUACAAGAUGUAUGCUGGGGUGCCCCAUUGUCGUGAGGUUACUUUUGGAGUUAAGCAUGUAUUAUAUGGGGUUGAACAUCAAGAUGCCAUGAUUAUGUUACGACUAAACUCAAGUCAGCAGCUGUGGUCAAGGAUUAGAUGGCAACCACGAGCACUGACUGAGCUGAAAACUAGCAUCCUACAGGAAUAUUCUGAUGUCAGCCAUGUGGUUCAAAGCAUUGGCAGUGGUUUUUCUGAAGCCUGGUUGAAGGACUUUGCUUACAAGAGCAACAUUGUAUACCCAGUGCUUGUAGAUAUGUUUGAUCAGAUAGUUUCAACUUCUAUGAUUGAAGCAGGUGAAAUCUACAUGGACUUCUUGGAUAUGGGGGAAGAACUGAAAAGAAUGUACAGGAGGAAUGACUUCUAUUUGCAGGAUAUUCAACCAUAUGUCAGCAAGCUCACGUCAUACUUUACAGAGAAGGCAUCAGGAAUUUGUAAGUUGCUGUUGGAUGGUACUGAAAGCAUGUAUUUGGCAGUAACGAAUUUUGUUGUGAUGGUUGUGAACACAUUUGAGAUUGAUCUUUCUCAUGUUUUCAGCAUCUUAGAUGACAUUAAGGUUGUAGCUGGUAAAACUGUGAUGUUUGUUGUUAACUGCAUUGCUGAAAUUAAGAGACUGCAUACAUCUUCCAAGGAGUACCUGAAGACAAAAAUUGAAGCUACAAGGUUACAAAUAAUGCAUGUAGAGGAGAACAUGAAGCAUUUGCUAACAUACGUAGAAAAUUAUUUGGCUGAUCUUCUUGCUAGCUACAUCCAGUUGUUGGAACCAUAUCUAACUAGUAUUGAGAAUACACUAGAGCUUCUAAGUCGCAGAGUCAUAGACUUUGAGGACAAAAUCAGUGUAUAUAUACUUGACAUGGUGGAUACUGUACUGGGGGCUGAGGAAGUGCAAGAGUUAGUAAUGGUGUACAACAAGUAUUCCUCCUGGCUUGAAGAAUUGCACUUACAGGAUUACAUUGAUCAAGUUGCAGAAUUGUUUGAAGGCAUUGGUGAGCUAAUUAUGCAAGAUAUACAAAGAGUAUUUGGCAGCUACCUGGAAUAUGUGAAGUACAUUACAGAUGCCAUGAAUAAUGUAUAUAGCAAUAUUAAUGCCAUGCCUUUAAUUGCCUAUAGUAAACAUGCCAUGAACAUUGCUCAUGAGAAAGCCAAAUGGGUGUGGCAGCACUACAGGUUAAAUGAAAACAUCAAGGCCCAGGUACACAGCUGGAUUGAGAACUUGGACAAGAUUCUGCUAAGGUUGCUGAAUGCUAUUGACAUGGAUGCAAGGUCUCCAACUAAGAGCCUCACACCAAACAUAACUCUCCAUCCUGAUAUUGGUCUUAUUGAGUACAGCCAGAAAUUACCCAUAGAAUGGAAUUGUUUCAAUGAGCUACCUAAGUUUGAGCAACUGCAACUGUAUGAACAGCUUAAGGACCAUGCUAAUGAAGUGGCUAGUCUUGAGAAAUACAGAUAUUACCUGAUGAACACCUUCUAUGACAUCACCAACAACAUCUCUUUGACCUCGGCAAUUCCACCUUUCUCAGCGUAUGGUAUGGUGAUUGGCAAUCAUCACUAUAUCACUUAUGACAAAAAAUUCUACAACUUCACAGGAGCAGGGGAAUGCAGUUAUCUACUUGCAAACGAUUUCCUCCAUAACAGAUUCUCUGCAUUUGUUACCUACAAGAUUGAGAAUAUGGAGGCCGUGAAGAAGUCACUGUCCGUAUUGGUUGAGGGCCAUCAUAUCGAGAUAAACUCCAACAGACGAGUAGAAGUUGAUGGAUUGUGUGUGGAUUUGCCAGUGGCUGUUGACAGUCAAACAUGGAUCAAGCGUACUGGAGAAAGAAUACUGGUUCACAGUGAACUUGGAAUUGAAGUAGAGUGUAAUUUUCUUUAUGAUAUAUGCAUAAUUGAACUGUCUGGAUGGUAUUUUGGUAAAACUGGUGGAAUGCUGGGAACAUUUGACUAUGAACCAAGCAAUGAUCUUACCUUUCCAAAUGGAACUGCAGCACACACAAUAGAAGCAUUUGCCAAUAGCUGGCAUGUAGGAUCUGCACGAUGUCAUUCUGUGAAUCAUGCUACACUUCCUAUAAACUUACCCACCAGUGAAGAAUCACAAACAUUAGAUAGUAAUCAGUGUACAGCAUAUUUUGAGGACCAACUCUCACCACUUCGUCGAUGCUUUUCUCGAGUUGAAACAGGCCCUUUCUACCAGAUGUGUCUCUCUGAACUGGCCAAAAAUACAGGAGUAUGCACAUCUGUGGCAGCAUAUGUAUCCCAAUGCAGGAGAGCUGGUGUGGACAUCUGGAUACCCCAGAAGUGUGUGCAUUGUCCAACUCUAAAUGGCAGUACAAUGAAUACAAGCCAACUGGAGGUGUAUGAUGGUGUGGAAGCCAUGUUGGCUGAUGUUGUGUUUGUGGUGGAGCAGUCAUCUUGCAUUAAAAAGAUCAACUUAGCUGAGCUGGUGUCAAAGCUGGACACUGCAAUGAACCUUCAAGGACUGAAUACCCGUUUUUCUGUAGUGGGCUUCAAUGGGAACAAAUUCAGUGAACCUUAUACCCACACUUCUGGUGGAGAAAUAUGGGCUUCUCUGAAAGGAACUGAGAAGGUCCUACGCAGUCUGCAAACUGCCACAUCGAAGAGCUCCAGUUCAGGGAACCAGCGUACAUUCAGUGCUAUGCAGUAUGUAUCUCGCUUGCCAUUCAGAGCAACAGCUUCAAAGACUAUAGUACUACUACAGUGUACAUUAUGCCAAGAGACAGAGGAUGAGUACAGCCACAUGAUCAGUAUGCUUCUGGAAAAUGACAUCACACUUCAUAUCCUUCAGCCCCAUGCCCUGAAACUACACUCUGGACAGGGCAAGGCCAGCAAGGUGUAUGGUGUGGACCUCAACGGAGCAUUUAGUGGGCGUAAUCUGAAGAAUCUCAUGCCAAGCUUCCCACUUCUGAGACAAGUUGUACUUCCAAAAGAUUUGUGUGUUCCCCUAGCAUUUGAGACAAAUGGUACAUUCUUCAACAUGGAUCAUCUCUUACACAAAGGCAAGGGAGCACAUAGACUUCAUAUCAAGAAAUUCAUUGAUGUGUGGGCCAGACGAGUCACAUUGACUGCCACACCUUCUCAGUGCCAGACAUGUAGAUGCAUUGCAAACCAAGAUGGAAUGGGACAAAUUAUGUGCUCCAAGUGUGUAUCACCAUCUAUUGAACACUUCUUAAAGAACUGGGGAAACCUGAGCAUUGGCAAUCAAAGAACAAAGGUCAGAGUGGCUGAUUACGUGGAAUAUCCUGCAUGAAGAAGCUUGUCAUCUCAAUAUAACUAAUUACUGAAAGCAUUCGUAACAUAAACCUUUAAUUUUAAGACAUUAUUUAAGCCAAUUUAUAUAAAUGCCACAUGCCUGAUUUUAAAUGCAACCAUUUUUAAUAAAGAAACAUUUUUUAAAAUGUCAUAUUAGUGAAACAUACAGGUUAGACUAAUAGGUGAGUUGACUCCAAUUUUUUUAGUUUACAAUUAGGAGAAUAUUAGUUUCUAUUUAUUUUUGUUUCAAGUGUGGAUAUAUAUACGUCAUAAUCAUGAGACGUGUAUGUAUACACGGCAAGAGUGCCACCUCACUAGUUGGUAGCUGAAGUGAAUGGUGGUUAUUAGUGUGUCUCCCACUUCUUUUGAAGUUAUUUCACCGUGCUCCUCUUGCAGGAAGCUUCAAAUAUUUCAGUGAUUCUUAUUGUCUACGUAUUAUACCGCAGACAGUAAAAGAAGAUAAAAUUUAACUGAGUUAACUAUGUAUUCAAUAAAUUAACAAACAUGAUUUUACUUAUUUCUGAACUAGUUAGCACAUAUGAUUUACUGGAAAUAUGUAAUUUUUUCCAAAUGUGUCAACAAAGGAAUGAAUGUUCAUUAUAUCAUUACAUCUCGUACUUUCUCAGAUAUAUAUAUGCAUAUUAUAUUAAUUUGUAUAUAUAAUAUGUUACUGUAAAUAAAUAUUAAUCACUAUAUUCAGUAAGUAGAAACAAAUUUUACAUAUUGAGGAAAACUAUACUGUGAGCAAUGAAAUCUGUUCAAGAAGAUCCCACCUAUAGUAUCUUCCUGUAUAUCACAAUCACACUUUUCCUACAGUCAUCCAUAUUUCCUGCCCCCUCCCCUUUCCUCACCCUUUACCUGCCACCAGGGCCCUUGAGAAAUUUUGAAAACUUUUUGCUGUAUUUGAGUGUCUUCAUAAAUGAAUGGAUAAGGAA